CAACUUUUCCUGGACUUCAGCAAUCAAUCUUGGUCUUUCCUUCCAGCAUCUGGAAAGAAUAAGACGAUAUGGUGUGCUUACAAUGCACAGCAACUGGAGAAAGAGUAUGCUUGGCGGCCGAAGGUUUUGGAAACAGACAUUGCUUCCUCGAAAAUAUCGCCGACAAGAACACGCCCCCGGAAAUGUCUUCCUGCGUUUUUGUCAUUGAGCAAGCUCUGUCUGUCAGAGCUUUACAAGAAAUGGUCACAGCCAUGUCUUCAGAAUCUGGCAAAAGUACAACAUCUGGUCACCGAACGCUAUUAUAUGGCCAUGCAGUAUUGCUACGGCAUCACAAUAGUAACAUG
Messenger RNA from Stegodyphus dumicola, 344 nucleotides. It is a transcript of the gene RyR, whose product is annotated as Ryanodine receptor. Lineage: Eukaryota; Metazoa; Arthropoda; Arachnida; Araneae; Eresidae. Gene Ontology annotation, molecular function: protein binding; ryanodine-sensitive calcium-release channel activity; calcium ion binding. The record is from RefSeq and is a predicted model, not a curated record. Gene Ontology annotation, biological process: striated muscle contraction; intracellular calcium ion homeostasis; release of sequestered calcium ion into cytosol by sarcoplasmic reticulum. Gene Ontology annotation, cellular component: sarcoplasmic reticulum membrane; smooth endoplasmic reticulum; Z disc.